AUGGCGACGACAAUCGAUCUGGGCCCCCUGGGCCAGCAAAACCUCCCUUCCGCUCUUCUUCUGGGCAUUGGGGCGCUCACCCUCGCCUCCGUCGCAUUCACAGUGACAAGAGUGUUUCUGAGUACUUUUAUCUUGCCAGGAAAAUCUCUGUCCUCGUACGGGAGCAAAGGUUCAUGGGCCGUCAUCACCGGGGCCUCCGACGGCAUUGGAAAGGAGUACGCUCUACAACUGGCAAAGAAGGGCUUCAGUCUCAUCCUUGUCUCCCGCACGGCGUCGAAGCUUGAAUCCCUCUCAGCGCAGAUCAAGACCUCUUCUCCGAAUGUCUCGGUGGAGACCCUAGCCAUGGAUUUCUCGCAGAACCUGGAUAAAGACUACGCGGCGCUGGCAUCACUGGUACAAGGUAAACUGGUUGCCAUCCUGAUCAACAACGUGGGCCAGAGUCACAGUAUUCCAGUGCCUUUCGCCGAGACACCCUUGCCCGAAAUGACAAGCAUCAUCAACAUUAACUGCCUGGGCACACUCCGGGCCACCCAGACGGUGCUUCCCAGCAUGCUACCACAAAAGAAGGGGCUGAUCUUGACCAUGGGAUCCUUUGGCGGCCUGACACCCACACCCUUGUUGGCCACAUACUCUGGCUCUAAAGCCUUCCUUCAACAAUGGUCCAACGCUCUAGCCUCCGAGCUGGCCUCAAGUGGCAUUGACGUGUUCUUUGUCCAUUCAUACCUGGUCACGUCCUCGAUGUCCAAGAUCCGCCGCGCGAACUGGCAGGUCCCUACGGAAAAAGCGUUCGUGAGAUCUGCACUGGCCAAAAUCGGCCGCAGAGGUGGGAGCAUUGGUUACCCCUACAGUGGGAGUCCGUACUGGAGCCACGCCCUUGUCGCAGCACUGAUCACCGGCGUCCUCGGUCCCAUGAACAGCAUCCUACUUGGAAUCAAUAAGAAGAUGCAUGUGGAUAUCCGGAGAAGGGCAUUGAAGAAGGCGGAGCGAGAGGCACAGAAGGGCAAGAAGGCUGCAUGA
Molecule: messenger RNA, 1017 nt
Organism: Fonsecaea erecta
Lineage: Eukaryota; Fungi; Ascomycota; Eurotiomycetes; Chaetothyriales; Herpotrichiellaceae
Exons: 2
Coding region: 1-1017 (338 amino acids)
Biological process (GO): fatty acid elongation
Cellular component (GO): endoplasmic reticulum
Molecular function (GO): ketoreductase activity
Source: RefSeq, a predicted model, not a curated record